This is a messenger RNA of Ochotona curzoniae (black-lipped pika), 1703 nucleotides long. It is a transcript of the gene POC1B, whose product is annotated as POC1 centriolar protein B. The record is from RefSeq and is a predicted model, not a curated record. Gene Ontology annotation, molecular function: protein binding. Gene Ontology annotation, biological process: cilium assembly. NCBI's taxonomy places the organism in Eukaryota, Metazoa, Chordata, Mammalia, Lagomorpha, Ochotonidae. The transcript has 11 exons. The coding region runs from base 112 to 1416 and encodes 434 amino acids. Gene Ontology annotation, cellular component: centriole; ciliary basal body.
GAGGACCCCGCCCUGGAGCGCUACUUUAAAGGGCACAAAGCGGCCGUCACUUCGGUGGACUUCAGCCCACAGGGCAAACAGCUGGCUACUGCCUCUUGGGAUACAUUUCUCAUGCUAUGGAAUUUCAAGCCACAAGCUAGAGCUUUCAGAUAUGUGGGUCACAAGGAUGUCGUAACCAGCGUGCAGUUUUCUCCCCUCGGAAACUUGUUGGCAUCUGCCUCACGGGACAGAACCGUUAGACUCUGGAUUCCCGAUAAGAGAGGGAAAUCGUCAGAAUUUAAAGCUCACACAGCUCCAGUGCGAAGUGUGGAUUUUUCAGCUGAUGGCCAAUUACUAGCAACAGCUUCAGAAGACAAAUCCAUAAAAGUAUGGAGUGUAUAUCGCCAGCGCUUCUUAUACUCCUUGUACCAACACACACACUGGGUACGAUGUGCCAAAUUUUCACCUGAUGGAAGGCUAAUUGUGUCAUGUAGUGAGGAUAAAACUGUUAAAAUCUGGGACGGUACAAAUAAGCAGUGUGUUAAGAACUUCUCAGACUCAGUAGGGUUUGCAAAUUUUGUGGAUUUUAACCCUAGUGCUACGUGCAUAGCUUCAGCAGGUUCUGAUCACACUGUGAAAAUCUGGGAUUUAAGGAUGAAUAAACUACUGCAGCAUUAUCAAGUUCACAGUGGUGGAGUUAACUGCCUGUCCUUCCAUCCUUCGGGUAACUUCCUCAUCACUGCUUCUUCGGAUGGCACACUAAAGAUUCUGGACCUCUUGGAAGGAAGACUCAUAUAUACACUUCAAGGGCAUACGGGUCCUGUCUAUGCUGUUUCAUUUUCAAAAAAUGGAGAGCUGUUUUCAUCAGGGGGUGCAGACACACAGGUCUUAUUAUGGAGGACUAACUUUGAUGAUUUCAAUUCUAAAGAUCCUAAAAGAAAUCUUAAAAGAUUACAUUUGGAUUCAACACCGCAUCUUCUCGAUAUCUACCCCAGAACACCACAUCCCCAUGAGAGAACUGAAACUGUUGAAAUUAAUCCAAAGCUUGAGGUCAUCGAUUUGCAGAUUUCCACCCCCCCUGUUGUGGACAUGCUUUCUUUGGAUUCUACUACAACAGCAGAGACCAAUGGCAGAACUCCCCCAGAAAAGGGUGAAGAAAUCUGUGGAUACUUCUUGAACCCUUCCCUAAUGUCACCAAAAUGUUCAGCAACAAUAAUGAAGAAGAAGGAGGAGGACACGAGUGACUUCCCCUCUGAAAGUCAGAGAAACAUCCCACUUGCAUUGGCCAAUGUCCUGGAGCAUGUCAUGGAACAGCUUCAUGUUUUGACACAGACCGUUUCUAUCUUGGAGCAGCGACUAACUGUGACAGAGGAUAAGCUGAAAGAGUGCCUGGAGAACCAGCAAAAGCUUUUCAGUGCUACCCAGCAGAAAAGUUGAUCCAUUUUCAUUUAGAGUUCAAAUCCUGCCAAGAAGGUCAUCAGAUCUCUGGAUUUCAUUGUUAAAUUAUUUGACUGACCUUGUUCAUGCAGUUUCUUGAAGUAAAUCAUCUCUCUCUUUAGUUCACAUGCCCUUUGGUGAAGUAGUUCACUUACUUCUUAAGCAGUAUCCUAUAUGCACAGAAGGAAUUCUUGGUCUGGCUCUGAUACCUUCCAGUUUGAAAAAGAAAAAAAAAUAUCCUCUUGCUCAUGUCUUCAAAAGCAGAGCUAAUAAAAAUUCACAAACUA